Messenger RNA from Seminavis robusta, 1680 nucleotides. The record is from the annotation of a GenBank genome assembly. Lineage: Eukaryota; Bacillariophyta; Bacillariophyceae; Naviculales; Naviculaceae.
AUGCAAGAUAGAAUCGAAUCGAAUCGAAUAGAAUAGAAUCAUCCGUUCGAAUUCUUCGGUGGCGUCCAUCAACAAGAUCCCAACACAAAGAGCAAACCACCGACCAUGGUGAAGCCAAUAAGCGAUGACAACAACAACACCUCCAAUAACGCUCCCAUCAUUGGUAGCAAUACUAUAGUUGACUUUGACGAUGGACAUAUUCCAGAGAAUUUUGCGGCGACAGCGCAAGGGACCAAAUUGGUUCGUUACUCGUCCUUUGUGGAUGAUCGAAUUCCCCGCGUCCAUGUCAUUGAUGAGGCAGUACCGAGUGCACUGGCCGAUGCCAUUUACAAUGUGACUGUGAUGGAGCCACAGAACAAGCCAUGGGGGACCUAUGUGACGCGAGAACAGCUUGAUGACUAUCGAACCCAAUAUAUCACUACUAGUACUACUACAUGUACUACUACAGAUGGCAAUGAGAACACUGCUGCUGCACCACCCAUUGUUGACCCUCAGAAUCGCCAGAGUCUUGCCGUGGCAGCAGCAGCUCAUUUCUUUCAUCAUGCAUUGCAACAACAACAGAGCAGCUCGUCCGGCGUUCAGACCUUUACGUCGCCCAAAGAAACAACAACAACAACCCCCAUUUGGACCCAUGCGGACCACACGUCGGUGCUGCAUGGAGUGGCCAUUUGGGCACUGGCAUCCACCGAGGGAGCACAUGUUCCGUAUCAUUUGGAUUAUGCCGAGCAAAUUCGCUAUGAACAAAAUAUCAUUGUUCCACCCUUUUUGGCGGGCACGUUGCAAUGCACCAAGAACGCAUCCAUGAAGGGAGGCGAUUUGGGAGUUUGUUUUGGAGGGUUGGAGCACUACGCGCAGCAUGGUUACAAAGGUGCCAAACAGCAGCAAGAAGACAAUCCACUAGCAGCAAAUAAUGACGACAAUUGGAUCACGGUGCCAUAUCGAUACCAGAGAAUGAUUAUCAAGUCGGGACACUUGCCUCAUCACAGCACCCGUGUCGAACAAUUGGAGCCUGCCACCCAGAAACGCGUCAUUGUGGGAUUCAAUGCCUUUGGGCAUGAUUAUGGACCACUGGUGCAACAAGCACCCGAACACUCACACGUGUUUCGUCGCAAGGUGGCUCUGCAACGAGCCUUGCUGCUCUCCACCAGCAACAACAAUAACAACAGUGGCAAGAUUUCGAUGCAAGCUCUCCAAGCCAACAAGGGAUUGUCCAAAUUACUCGUCUUGGCCAAGAGAGCAAAGAUCAAGCACGAAUUGGCACAAGCACAAGAGCAAUUGGACGAUGAGUUGGAUGACUACUUGGUGAAACACGGUACUACUUCAGUAGAGACAAUCAUGCAACAAUUUGGAAAAAAGGGUGGUUGGCCUUCUCCUGUGGAUGUCCAGGUACACAUCAAUCAGCGACUGACACUGAUGACAAGAGACGAUGAUGGAAACCAAGAAAACAGAGGGCAGCAAAAGCGUCGUCCGUUGUGUUUGCGAAAGGAGAGCUGUGUUGGUCGAGAUAAUGGUGACCAGAAAACUAGUCCAAAGAGCCGCAUGGUAUCGCCGAUGGACAUUGUAUUCCUUGCCCCGGAAAGGUAGCGGUUAGUUGCUCGUGUUUCCGUCUACAUGUUGUGCGAAUCAAUUAGAAAAUACCCCGGGUAAAGUAAUUUCAAUGUAAUAUACUGUUGUAAUAAU